Molecule: messenger RNA, 449 nt
Organism: Aspergillus homomorphus CBS 101889
Lineage: Eukaryota; Fungi; Ascomycota; Eurotiomycetes; Eurotiales; Aspergillaceae
Exons: 2
Coding region: 77-310 (77 amino acids)
Source: RefSeq, a predicted model, not a curated record
CUGAUCACCAAGUUACGUGAACAAUCGCUCUCAUCAAAAUUUGAACUAUCAAGCCAGCUCUACAUCAAGUCUCAUCAUGGUAGCACAGUCUGGACCUCUCACGAACGGGCAUCCCGGCUCAGUUCGAUCUCGCAACAUCGCCCUGCUCAGUAUCGUUGGGGUGAUUGCUGGCGCCGCCCUCGUCUUCCGAGCCCAGUCACCCAGCAAGGAUGAGAAGAUAUACUCGCUGAAAGAAGCUCAGACUAUGAGUGGAGGACAAACUGGCGAUGAUAGAGUCGGUCGGGCACCGAGCCAUCAACCCAAGAAUUGAGUCUUGGAGAAUAAAUAUGACUGUUAUGACACCACAAUUUAUCUGUAUAUUAGGCGAAUGGUUGGGCUUUGUUGAUUGAAUAUUGAGACAAGCACAUGAGAUGCUUCAUUAUCCGCUGCAUAAAGAAUCAUUCCAUGCU